Molecule: messenger RNA, 1737 nt
Organism: Sodiomyces alkalinus F11
Lineage: Eukaryota; Fungi; Ascomycota; Sordariomycetes; Glomerellales; Plectosphaerellaceae
Exons: 4
Coding region: 1-1737 (578 amino acids)
Source: RefSeq, a predicted model, not a curated record
AUGGCAACAGAGCAAACUGCAUCUCGCCAUCUCUGCACCUCUGCACCUCUGCGCCUCUGCACCUCUGCAUCUCCGCAUCUUAUCUCAAUUUCUGCCACCCGAUUUGAGACAGGGCGCGGAGUCAUGGGCCUAUGGUCCAAGAAUGAUUCAAGAACGUCGCCCGAUUAUUUGACCUGCAUUCCAAAGGGAACAGAUGUUCUCAUGAUCAAGAUGCUCGACACUCCACGCUCGAUGCUCGACGCUCGACGCUUGACGCUCGACGCUCGUCAUGUCCAAGGUACAAGGCCCCAGUUUAGCCACAUAUAUCCAAGCCACAAGCGGGGUUGUGGUGCGGUGCGUGGCAGCAGUGGUGGUCUGAGCUUGCUCAGACGAGGCUGGAGCGGAGCGUUCCUGCUGCCAACUUCCCCCCUCUAUCAAAUAUCGUACCUUGUCAACCUUCCCUUCAGCAUGGUUAAGCGAUUGCUCCCGCGAGCCAUAAGGAAACGCCUGAGUGGGAGCCGCAAGACCGAUCGCCGCCUUUCGCUCCCCGACUCGAGCACCACCAGCCUCGAUCCCUCGUCGCCCGGCUCGCAACCGCAAACCCCGACACUGCCCUUUGGGUCCGUUAGUACCAUCAGUACCGGCAAUCCAAGCCAAUCGAGCGUCUUCUCCACCUCCAACGACGCCGAUGCCUCCGACGAGUCCAUCGAGCCCAACCGGCUCUGGGCUGACCCCGUCGUCGAGGUCUACGGCAACAUCGUCACCCCGGGCGGCCGCGGCUGCUCCAUCCAGACCUACGACGUGGCCAACCGCCGCUGGUACCGCCUCGACCUCGACUGCACCGUGAUGGGCGACGAAUGGAUCGCCCGCCUGGUCGAGAAGCACAUCCGAGCCUACUACAACCGCACCCGCUCCCUCCCGCCCUGGAACACCAUCCGCACCACCGCCCGCGGCAGCCCCGUCGUCUACAGCACCCAGCCCUACGCCAGCGUCGCCCACCCGCUCACCCGCACCCUCCACUACGGCCAGGAGCCGGGCGACCGCUUCCGCACCGUCCCCUGGUCCGACGUCGUCGAGAAGCGCCACCUCAGCCGGGGCACCGACUCGUGCCGCUGGGACAACAAGAACUGCGUCUUCAAGCGGAUCGAGUUCGACUCGGACGCCGCCAUCAUCCAGCGCGCCAUCCGGGUCCGCGAGGACCUCGUUGCCCGCCUCGAGGCCGACCCGGACCCCAAGAACCCCAACGCCCCGACCGACAUCUUCGCCGAGAUGGAGCGCCGCCUCCACGUCGUCCCCAUCCUGGCCGUCGUCGUCCGCGACGAGGCCACCCCGGGCCCCUGGCUCCCCGGCUCCGUCGCCGGCGUGCUCAUGCCCAACGCCGGCAUCAGCCUCGACCGCCUCGCCGACCGGGGCCCCCUCCCCGUCACCGAGGCCCAGCUGCGCGACCUCACCCGCGGCGUCCGGGAGCUGCACAACCUGGGCGUCAUGCACGGCGACAUCUGCGACUGGAACGUCACCAUCCAGACCCCGCUGGGCGGCGUGGCCGCCUACUCGCGCGGCCGCCUGCUGCUCGUCGACCUCGGCAACGUGGCGCCCGAGUACGAGGGGGACGCGAAGAUCCUGGGCCGCCUCAUCUCGUGGGUCCUCGCGCACUCGCAGAUUCGGGACCGCGAGUCGCAGGCUCGUCUCGAGGAGGCGGCUCGUAUCCUCCGGGAGGACGGGGACCUGGAUCGCGCCCUGGGGGCCAUGGCGGCCUAG